Messenger RNA from Aspergillus ibericus CBS 121593, 1029 nucleotides. Its product is annotated as oxidoreductase, short-chain dehydrogenase/reductase family. NCBI's taxonomy places the organism in Eukaryota, Fungi, Ascomycota, Eurotiomycetes, Eurotiales, Aspergillaceae. The transcript is spliced from 4 exons. Gene Ontology annotation, molecular function: oxidoreductase activity. Bases 164 to 946 code for a protein of 260 amino acids. The record is from RefSeq and is a predicted model, not a curated record.
CGACAGUGACCUAGGUCAUUUGACCCCGAAGCCUAACCCCGCGGAUUUAUCCCGGUUGCUCCGACUCCGACCCAGUUCCAGACAAGUAUAUAAACGGUGAACGACGCCGCCCAAAUUCUACAAUACUACUCACUAACCUAAUUCACAAUUAAUACCCAUCACCAUGGCAUUCCCAUACAAGCACUUCCUAAUUAUCGGCGCCACGGCCGGUAUCGGCCGAGCACUCGCAUCGCGUCUCGUACAAUCAGGCGCCAAAGUAACAGCCGUCGGACGACGCAAAGAGCGACUGGACGAGUUCGUGAGCGAGCACGGCACAGAUAAGGCCAAUGGCGUGCAGUUUGACAUUGGGGAGUUGGAUAAGAUUCCUGAGUUUGCGGCGGAAAUCAUUCGUCAAUACCCCGACAUCGACAGUAUCUUCCUCAACGCCGGCAUUCAGCACUCAAUUGAUUUGACCGAUCCGGAGAGCUUCAAUCUGCCUAGAUUCCAUGAGGAAAUGAGGGUGAAUUUUUCGAGUUUGGUUGCUCUUACGCAUGCGUUUUUGCCGUUUUUGACUCGGAAGGAGGGGGCUACGAGUUUCAUUUAUACCAGUUCGAACCUCGCCAUUGUCCCAGCCGUAUGGGCUCCCGCGUACUCGGCUUCCAAAGCUGCCUUGAAUGCCUUUCUUCUGUGUCUGCGGGAUCAGCUCCGGAAUUCGAGCAUCAAAGUCAUUGAAGUGUCGCCGCCGGCUGUUCAGACGGAACUGCAUGACUAUAUGGGUGAGGAGAAGGGACGCAGUUUCGGGAUACCGCUGGAGGAGUUCACGGAGGAGGCGUUCCGGGGAUUGACUGAGGGGAAGGAUCAGGUUAUUGUGGGAAGUUUUGGGCCCGCGGAUGUCUUUAAUGAGAUUGUGGAUAAACGUCGUGCGGCGUUUACGAAUAUGUGUAGGAUUUCGAGGGGGGAGAAGUAAGUGGGAGUCUGGUAUUAGAGAACGUGAUAAUAUAUGACAAAAUGGCAUGUGGCAGAGGAUAAAUUCAAUAAUUUCGAUUCGUU